AUGGCCGACGCUGCGAUUGACCCCGAUUUGAACGCCUCAAGCACCUUUGACGCAACUUAUCUCAAGCUUCCCCACAUCGAGGGGCUCAUCAAGACAUACGAAGAUGUUCCCAAUGCAGUGAACUUGUGCCUGUUAGUCUCAAGCCUGCUGGGUUUCGCCUUCGACCCCAAGCACGGCUGGGAUCUCAAGUACGACCAAGAUGAGAAAAACAACCACACCAACUUCUACCUUGUCAAGGUCGAAGAGAAGCCCAACGAACAAGUCAGAACUCUCCACACCGUGAUCAAAGUCAUUCUCAAUCCCGAUGACCCUUUCAUGGAAAGAUGGGACCAUACCAUCGCCGGCCUGGAGACCGCUCCAAUGCUUGGCAACCGUUGCUGGGCUAUUCUCAUCCGUGGCCUCGAAGUCAAACUCACUGAGUACCACCGUGAUCAGGAGCCCGGUUUGCGUGAGAUCCCAUGUGACUUCACGAUCGAUGGACAGCUUCACGAGACUGUUCACAUUCGCAACAACCCCGCGCAAGUGAAUUGCAUUCUUAAACGCCUGCCUGAUCAGUGGCCACAGGAGUUGACCGAGCUUGAGCGUGUCCGCAUGACCAAUCAGGCUAGAAUUGCCAAGGCUAAGACUGAUGGCACCGCUCUGUCUGAUGAAAGUUCGGAGCCUGCCUCUGCAGCGCCUAUCAGCGAAGCCGGCGAAGUCGCGGCCUCCACAAAGUCCAUCAACAUCAAUAAUGCCGCAGAGACUGUUGAAGCUGCUGCAGAUGACAAGGAUUUGACUUUUGAUCCCAUCGCAACCCAGUCCGUGGUUGAUCCCAAGGUCGGCAUUUUCAAGCACCCAGACCAACCCUCGGUCAGCAAGAUGGCCAGUCAAAUGCAAGGUCUUGAGAUUGAACCUAAGGAAGAUCCAGCCAGACACGGAAAGAAGGCACAGCAUGAAGUGAAUGGCACCGAUCGCCAGAUGACCUCCAAGCCGAAGAUCGCCUCUAGCGAGCGCCCGGCGCAUGGCGGCAAGGCACCUCACCAGGCCAAGGUUUCGUCAAAAAGUGUUGCUCCGAAAAGGGUAGGCCCACAAGGACCUCGGGGUCAACCCAGCAAGCCUCAGGUUGCCAUUGAGGUCAAAGUCACCGCCAAUGCCGCGAGCAAGGGGAGCUUGAUUGGCCAGGCCCAGGCUAACACCUCGUCGUCUCGUGUUCCGAAAGAAACUGGAACCAAGAAAUAG
Messenger RNA from Penicillium brevicompactum, 1218 nucleotides. RefSeq lists its product as uncharacterized. The coding region runs from base 1 to 1218 and encodes 405 amino acids. Lineage: Eukaryota; Fungi; Ascomycota; Eurotiomycetes; Eurotiales; Aspergillaceae. The record is from RefSeq and is a predicted model, not a curated record. The transcript has a single exon.